AUGACGGUUUCUGUGGUAACGCCCUUUGUUUUGGCCUGCGUCCGUCACGCUGAUACGCCUGCACGGCCAAGCGAGAGCGUGCAAAGCGUGGAAAAGCGUGUAAAGCGUGUAUGGCGUCUGUACCAGCAGCGUAUCGUGACCAAAGACAGACGUAAGACUCCUUCUCGCUCGGAAUCACAGUGA
Nannizzia gypsea CBS 118893 is the source of this 183-nucleotide messenger RNA. RefSeq lists its product as hypothetical. Lineage: Eukaryota; Fungi; Ascomycota; Eurotiomycetes; Onygenales; Arthrodermataceae. The record is from RefSeq and is a predicted model, not a curated record. The transcript is spliced from 2 exons. Bases 1 to 183 code for a protein of 60 amino acids.